Molecule: messenger RNA, 6730 nt
Organism: Dunckerocampus dactyliophorus (ringed pipefish)
Lineage: Eukaryota; Metazoa; Chordata; Actinopteri; Syngnathiformes; Syngnathidae
Gene: crata
Product: carnitine O-acetyltransferase a
Exons: 14
Coding region: 228-2177 (649 amino acids)
Biological process (GO): carnitine metabolic process, CoA-linked
Cellular component (GO): peroxisome
Molecular function (GO): carnitine O-acetyltransferase activity
Source: RefSeq, a predicted model, not a curated record
AACAACAUCUUAGCAAGUUCCGUUCCGUUACGUCGUGUUGUGUUUGGAUCAAAAGGGUAUAUUUACACACGCCUCAUUGAGGGCGGGCACAGCUUCAGGUCAUACAAGUUCGCCAUUCGUCCUGUGCAGCUGUCGUGUUUAGAGUUUGUCUUCUGCACCGAAUUUGAAUAUAUAAAGUACACUUGGACCACUGACGUCACUCGGGGGUUGUUCUUCAGAACUGCAGAAUGUGGGGCAUUUGUAGCAGAAUGGUAAAGGUGGGGAUGGCGAAACCCUGUGGUGUGGUCAAACCCUGCUACUUGGUGAAGCCUGUAUCAUCAUCCCGCAUCACUGGGAGAUACCUCAGCCACCAGAAGGGCUUGCCCAGUCUGCCUGUGCCGCCUCUGCAGCAGACCUGUGAGCGCUACAUAACCGCCCUGGAGCCCAUCGUGGAAGUAGACGAGCUGACGCACACAAAGGAGCUGCUGGAUGAUUUCCAGAAACCAGGAGGAGUUGGAGAAAGGCUCCAGAGAGGUCUGGAGAGGAGAGCGUGCAACACGGAGAACUGGUUGUCUGAAUGGUGGGUGCAGGUGGCUUACCUUGACUACCGUCUGCCUGUGGUGGUCCAUUCAAGUCCAGGCUUGGUUUUACCUUGCAUGCACUUCAGUGACAAGCAGGGACAAAUCAGGUUUGCUGCCAAACUGAUUGCAGGUGUUUUGGAUUUCAAGACAAUGAUAGACAAUGAGACCAUACCAGUGGAGUACCUGGGAGGGAAGCCCCUGUGUAUGAAUCAGUACUAUGAAGUACUGUCAUCUUGCCGCAUCCCUGGUGUAAAAAGAGAUGCUGUUGUGAACCAUGCCAAGAGCUCCCGACCACCUCAACAUAUCACCGUUGUACAUAAUUUUCAGUUCUUCAUGCUGGAUGUAUACAACAGUGAUGGGACUCCACUGACAGCUGACCAGCUGUGUGUUCAGUUGGAUCGGAUCUGCAGCUCGUCACUACAGGCCAACACGGAGCCUGUGGGCAUACUUACCACCCAGCAUCGUGACGCAUGGGGCAAGACCUACAUUAACCUCAUCAAGGAUCGGACCAACAAAGAAUCUGUGUCGGCUAUCCAAAGGAGCAUCUUCACGGUGUGUUUGGAUGGGCCCAUGCCUCAAGUACCAACCAAUGCACAUCGGAGCCGUGCAGCUGUGCAGAUGUUGCACGGAGGAGGGAGCCUGUGGAACAGUGGCAACCGCUGGUUUGACAAGACACUGCAGUUUAUUGUUGGAGAAGAUGGGACCUGCGGUGCCAACUAUGAGCAUGCCCCAGCUGAGGGUCCUCCCAUUGUGGCGCUGAUUGACCAUGUGGUGGAAUACACGAGGAAGCCAGACACGGUUCCCACUGCCAUGGCGCCUUUGCCUAUGCCCAAAAAACUACAUUUCAACAUCACACCUGAGCUCAAGAAGGACAUAGAAGAGGCCAAAAAGGGCAUGAAUGUAUUGGCUGAAGACCUGGAUAUGAGGGUUAUUGUGUUCGAGCACUUUGGAAAAAAUGUACCAAAGGCCCACAAGAUGAGCCCAGAUGCGUUCAUACAGGUGGCACUACAGCUGGCUUACUACAGGCCAAGAAAAGGGCUGUUUUCAUAUCUUCUCUACAGGAUGUAUCAGCAGUGUUGCGCAACAUAUGAGAGCGCCUCCCUACGUAUGUUCCGGCUGGGUCGUACCGACACGAUCCGAUCAGCCUCGGGUGCAGCCGCUGCCUUUGUGAAGGCCUUCGAUGACCCCAACAAACAGAACACAGAGAAAGUGGAUCUCAUGGAGAAAGCUGUGAAAGCACAUAAGGCAUAUACAAACUUGGCAAUCAGUGGUCAGGCCAUUGACCGACAUCUGCUGGGUCUGAAGAUGCAGGCUGCUGAGGAGAAGAUUUCCAUUCCUAAAGUCUUCAAAGACACAUCCUUCGCCAAAGCCUUGCACUACCGCUUAUCAACCAGUCAGGUACCAUCCAAGACCGACUGCGUCAUGUGUUUCGGCCCGGUCGUACCCGACGGAUACGGCGUGUGUUACAAUCCAAUGAACCAACACAUAAACUUUGCGGUGUCUUCUUUCAAUACGUGUAAAGAAACAAACGCUGCAGAUCUGGCCCAUGCUGUGGAAAAUGCACUGUUGGACAUGAGGACGCUGCUGGAGCAAACGCCGCCGAGAGCCAAACUAUGACGUGUGUUCCAGACCGGGAUGACGCAAAAUGACUUGUGUGAUUUCGGUGACACGUGAAGUCAUAAACUCGUAUGUUGAUCGAGAACUUCAAAUAAUGAUGCGAUACCUUUUAUGUUGUGACUGAGAUGCACAAGAAGGUACAAAUCCAUCAAUGAAUCAUUUAUCUAGUGUUUAAUGUGUUGGUCUCUAAUGAAAUGUUUACUUUGGUAAAACCAAUCUACAGUAGAUCUCCUGCAUAUUCGUGAUCCAACAUUAAAGACCUCGCAAAUUGGCGAGUUUUUAUUUGUGGGAAAACCCACCCGUGUGCUGAUAAUCGCUAUAAUUACUGUUUAUUGAUCUAAACCCCAUCUCAUUUGCCCUAAUAUUUACACCCUUACUCGCAUAGCACAAACCAUUAAACGCUUACACACUAAUACACAUGCAAGACAAUGCUAUUUCAUAACCGGCAAGGCAUGCAGGGAAGCCCAGGCAUAACAGGAAGUUACCCAGUAUACCUUGGGGGCUAGACAUGAGUAUAAAAUGACAUUGAUUUGAAUGUAAAUUAGUGUGUAAGUGUCUGUUUGGAUACCCGCAUAGUCCAUGUGUGCAGUUACAUUGUGGUCCACGUUACUUGUUAUUUUUAAUUGCACCGUGAGUCAGGGAGGCAUUUGGUGUGAUGGCCUCCUGUUGGUUUGUGUUAGACAUUUUAUGGGCGUCUUCUAAUUCGUGAGAACGCAACCCCUGCGGAUCUACUGUACAAGCACAUGAACCCGAUGCACAGGUCAUGGUAAAAAGGACAAAAGUGAUCACAAAAUAAGUCUUGACACCAAUAAGUGCCACAUAGAAAACUAUUCAUUUAAAAAAAAAAUAAGACAAUCUUAUGUCCCCAAAUCCUUUUCCAAAUGAAUGAAAUAGCUGUUAUAGCUGUAAAAGUACGUUAUAUCAAUAUAAUUAUUGAUUUGCUGUGCUGCCUUAAGCUUUUUAGUCACCCCCCAUUGUAAAUGCAUUGCAUGUACAGUGUGUUGCUCUGUCAUGAUCAGAACGUGACUGCUACCCGUCAUGAAGAACACGCAGGCUCGACUCCGGGCCAGUAGGGGUGUAACGGUACACGUUUUUUAAUGUCACGGUUCGGUUCAUUUCGAGUAGAGUAAAGGAGCAAAUGCACACCAGAUUUUAAACGUUAAUGUGUGUCAAAGAUUUUUAAAAUGAAGCAUAAAAAUCUGCAAACAGCGAGCAGGUAAUUCUCCAAUACAGUGAUUCUCAACUGGUGGGAGUCGUUUUCAGUGGGUCGGGUGGUCUCUGUAAUCACCUGAUGUCUGUGAACGCACCUUGUGUCUGCUUUUCGCUUGCUACACCACCACGAGGUGCCUGCCAUGUUUACGGGCGACUUGGUCAAGCUUGAGCGUGAGGGGAAAGACAUUGAGUGAUGGCUAGAUAGCUAGAUGUCUACUGGAGAAGAGCACGGCAUAAAGUGAAAGCUAUUCCGCACACAAUGAAGACUACCAGGUACAUUAUGAUGGUACUGUUUAAUUCUCAAUUCGAUCUGUUGGCCCAGGCAGGGGGUGGUCUACAGAAAAAAUGAUUAUGAAACUUGCCUAGUGUUGAAUCAGAGUAACUGGACUCGCUUGAUUUUUUUACUUCUCGUUUCACUUCUCAUCCAGCCCCAUGUGCAAAUGCUCUGAUUCAACUCCCCUGAUAUAACAUGGACUAAAAACCUUUACACACACUUUUUGCUCAAAUAAUUUUUGAAUUUGCAGAGAAAAACAUUGUUGCUGAACUGAUCAUGAAACUGAUUUUGCGCUGGCACGCCGUGUUAUUUUGCCCUACCUCAAAUUCAAACUGCACUGUCUUUUUAUGAAAGCUCUGUUGGCAACCGGCUCAAAAUGACACCGCCAGCGCUUAACAAAGGCUCCUCCGCCGCACAUGUGUUACCUGGGGCGCAGCUUACAUGUUUGGAGCAGGAAGGUGGGGGAUAUAAUACUUAUAACGCCUUCAAAAGGUAGCGCCCUCUAGGCAGCCCUGGAACCGUCUUUUUACAUUUAAAAUAAAAAAUAAAUGUAUUUUUUGAAAUCCAUCCAUCUUCUAUGCCGCUUAUCCUCACUAAGGUCGCGGGUAUGCUGGAGUCCCAGCUGACUUUGGGCGAGAGGUGGGGUACACUCUGGACUGGUCGCCAGCCAAUCGCAGGGCACGUAUAGACAAACAACUAUUCACAUUCAUACCUAUGGACAAUUUAUAAGAGUCGCCAAUUAACCUAACAUGCUUAUUUUUGGAAUGUGGGAGGAAACCGGAGUACCCGGAGAAAACCCACACAUGCACGGGGAGAACAUGCAAACUCCACACAGAGAUGCCCAAUGGAGAUUGGAACCCAGGUCUUCCCCAUCUCCUGACUGUGUGCCAACAUGCUAACCACUAGAGAAACCACUAGAAAAUUUUAUGUUAAAAAAUGUCCGCAAUUUGGGUUGCCGCUUGUCAUUGAAGGGUGAUUGUGGGUCCCGCAGCCAGACCAGUUGAGAACCACUGCUCCAAUAAAUACAAUUCUCAAAAUUAAAAAUAAUUAAAAACAAAGAAUUUCCAGUAUUAUGUAAUCAUUUACAGUGUUUCUAUUUUUAAAAAAAGUAAAAGUACAACAAUGUAGACUUGUCUAGAGCUGCAACAAUUUAUCUAAUACUAUUUUGGUAUUUGAUGAAAAAAAUGUUUUAUUGAGCCGUCACUUUUAUUGCAAAUACUGAUCCCAAAUCAGAGAACGUCAACAUCAAGCAAGAGACGUAACCCCCGCGAUAAGCCGGGAUCUACUGUACACCCAUGACGUGACGAACAUUUCCUGCCCCUGAAAUCUGUUCACUUCUGUACCGAAGCAUCAGAUUAUGAAUCUGUGUACCGUAGCACCUCUAUGAUAUGUGUGUUGCUUGACUUAAUGUAUGUGACUACGCGUACACAUUGCAAAGAAGAAUAGAAGAGUUUGUUCUGAGUAAUACAAAAUAAUAUGAAGCCCAAUAAAGCAUGAAGAUGUAACUAGGCCUGUCACGAUAAAUAUAUAUAUAUAUAUAUCAAUUUAUGGAACGAUUAAAACAAAAAGCAGGUAGAUAAUUAUGAUCCUUCGAUAAGUUGUCAUUUCCGUGUAUGCGCGUCUGCUCCAUCUGUUAGUCUCUCUGUGGUACACAGGCUGGAUGACAAGAAGGUUCACUCUGCAUGUGUCUGCGUGCAUUGGCCCAAUAUGAAAUUAGCGCAGAAGAGAGUGAGCAUCUUCUCAGCUUUUAAGCCUCUUUGUCCCAGUAGUGGAGGCGGGGGCUAUGUACACAGAGUGCGAGCAGUUAGCUAGCAGACGUGAUUCUGAAUGAAGGCACAAAAGUAAUCGUUUCCAAACCGAAUGCCGCAGUUCCAGUGUGGAUGUGAAGCAAAGCCUUCUUCCCGACAGUCAACGCUUAGUGAGGCGUUUGAUCGGCGGAGUAAAUAUUAAAUGAAACAUCGCAGAAUGGUGUGUGUUCAGUGUCGUUCGGUACAUUGCAAAACAAAUGCAAGCUUUCAAUACGCUUGAAAAGCCAACAGUAGGAAUUGCCUGGGAGAUAUCAGCAACAUUGCAUUUUAGCUCAGCCUUUUGUGUUAUUAUCCACCUAUUGCAUUGCUGUGUGUAGUUCUUUUGACACCAUGAGUAGGAUUGGUCUGUGAAGUGGUGACGUCCCGCGAUUCGUGAGUGUUCAAGUAGGUGGCUUUUGUGCGUCAGGUGCACGAUGUUUGAGUGCCAUCUAGUGGCGCAAAUGUGACAUGACCAGUCAGUGAAUGACAAUAAACCAAAUGAUAAAUUGGUUGUUUUUGUUUUUUUUAAAAAAGGUGGAAAUUAUCGAUUAUCGUCGAUAAAUUUUAGCACAAUUAUCGACCAUGUUAUCGUGACAUGCCUAGAUAUAACCCUAUAGGAUGUCACAUUUGACAUGCGCUGAAAAUGCAACACUUUCUGCAAGUAUAGCUGCCAUCUCCCUGUGUGCACCUGUUUUUUUGGUUUUUUAAUGUAUUACUCUGUUCCUUAAGACUCAUUAAUACCGUGCCUUCACUUACGUCACUUUGGCCAAUGAGACAUGGGUGUUUUUGUUUUUUUAACAGGACUGGGGCUCUAAAGUGCUUGUAAUAAAAAUGUAAUAAAAAUAGCAUUUGUCAUUUGCAGAAGUCUCCUCCUUCCAUUGUGUACAUGUUGCAACUAAACAUGGUGGGUCUCUUUCAGUUCCUUGUUAUGGUGUACCCGAGAAUGAAGAAAUCCUUCACUUUCGUUUGACUUCCACUUUCAGAGCUGACCACGCGUGACCAUAUACAAAGAAAACCACGUACCUCAAAGCAGGCCAGAGAGCCAUUUGUGGCUAAAAGAAAAAGGAUGUAGGGCCAAAGAGAAAAAAUGUACAAUAAUCCCUCGUAUGUCGCGGAUAGACCCAACCACGAUAAGUACAUUUCCGCCAAGUAGGAUUACCGAUUUAUAAAUGGAAUAUUUUAAUAGUGAGAGCCUGGAAAACCUGUGUACAACUUUCUAACUACAGUUUUUAUUUUAUUAGAGCCCUCUAGACAUGAAAUAACACACCUAUCGUUACCUU